Molecule: messenger RNA, 567 nt
Organism: Brassicogethes aeneus
Lineage: Eukaryota; Metazoa; Arthropoda; Insecta; Coleoptera; Nitidulidae
Source: the annotation of a GenBank genome assembly
AUGCCACCGCCGCCCUCACCACCAAGAUUAAGAGACUGCAGACUUGUUGAAACUACCCCCUCAAAGCAUAGGUCUCCUGAAAGAGCCAUACGCAGAAAGAGUUCCUUGGAUAGAGAACACCUUACUAAAGAUGCCCAGACAACAACGUACUACAUGAAAGAAUCCGGUUUUUUGAAUCCUUACUCCAUUUAUCGUAUAAAAUAUCCAUAUAUAAAGAAAUGGCAAGCAAGGAGGCAAGAAGAUAAAAAAAUCGUGGCUGAAACAAAACAGAAAAUACAAAAUAAAUUUAAAGAGGAAAUGGGGCUGCUGGUGGAUAUUCCCAAGCCAGGUUUCGGGAAUACUAAUGAUGGAAGUACAUCAAGAAGAUUUUUCUCAGAUCCACAAACUUCUUCCCGCAUCAUAGGACUUGACAUAGGACUUAUUGAAAAAUGUCCUGAUGAAGAACAAGCUAUAAAAACAAUUAAGCUUAAAAGAGGCAGAGAAAAACCUCGUAAGGUAAUCAUUGGGCCCAGGGGAAGACCUAGAAAAGAGUAUCAAGUUGCUGGUGAAAUCAUAAACGAUAAUUAA